Messenger RNA from Cynara cardunculus var. scolymus (artichoke), 582 nucleotides. RefSeq names its product agamous-like MADS-box protein AGL62. The transcript has a single exon. NCBI's taxonomy places the organism in Eukaryota, Viridiplantae, Streptophyta, Magnoliopsida, Asterales, Asteraceae. Gene Ontology annotation, biological process: regulation of transcription by RNA polymerase II. Bases 1 to 582 code for a protein of 193 amino acids. Gene Ontology annotation, molecular function: DNA-binding transcription factor activity, RNA polymerase II-specific; protein dimerization activity; RNA polymerase II cis-regulatory region sequence-specific DNA binding. The record is from RefSeq and is a predicted model, not a curated record.
AUGUCAAGAUUACCAAGAGAGGUUAAUAGGAACACGGAGUUGAAACUAAUUGAAAAUGAAAGGGAAAGAGCGGUAAGCUUGUCCAAGCGCCGCAACGACUUAUUCAAGAAAGCGAAUGAGCUAGCCACGCUAUGUGGUGUGAAGAUUGCAAUCCUUCUGUUCUCCAUCACUGGAAAGCCUAUCUCUUUUGGCAGCCCCAACAUUCAAUCCGUUGUAAACCGGUUUCUUAACUCGGAUCAAGUUGACCAACAACAAGAUGAUACCGAUACAAGGUCUAUCAAUUUUUAUCGUGAGUCUACAAAUCCGGAGCUCAACAACGAACUUAAUAAAGUGAUUGAGCGCUUGGCGGAUGUGAAGAAGGAAGGACAAAUGCUUGAUGAAAUUCUAAAAAGGCCGUAUGGAGGGAAAACACAUAAGGAAUAUGUGCGCAGCCUUGGGUAUGAUGAGCUCAUGCAACUAAAAGGCAAAAACGAAGAGCUGAAACGUAUUUGUGUUGAAGCAAGCAGGCUUUCCUCCUCAAAUGAGGAGCAUGAUGCGAUCUAUUCUAAAAUUGGAGGGCCAAAAAAAUACUUGAAGAUGUGA